This is a messenger RNA of Corvus hawaiiensis (hawaiian crow), 1894 nucleotides long. RefSeq lists its product as uncharacterized. The coding region runs from base 167 to 1894 and encodes 575 amino acids. NCBI's taxonomy places the organism in Eukaryota, Metazoa, Chordata, Aves, Passeriformes, Corvidae. Gene Ontology annotation, cellular component: cytoplasm. The record is from RefSeq and is a predicted model, not a curated record. The transcript has 16 exons.
UUGGAAAGGCUGUGCAGGCACUUGGAGAAGGGAAGGGAAGAGACAUGAAGGCUUCCUUGGACACAAACAGCUUUUGAGCUUGGUGGAGAAUGUGCUGGAGGGCAAAACCAAGAGCCUCCUCUCUGCGUGUUUCUCAAGUGUCUUCUGGCUUCCCCCAGAAAGGGAAAUGCCACGCUCAGGCGCUUCCCUCUACAUCAAGACCCUGAAGGCCAUGGACACAAUGCUGAGGACACUGGUGCUCAGCUUUCCUGUCUCCAGUGUCAGCCAGGAGCUGCAGGACAUCUUUGAGAUGCUGCUGGACUUCACCAGAGCUGAGAGAGUUGUGUGGGAGAGGGCUGUGGGCAGGAUUGGUGUCCUGACCCUUUUGCCAUCCAAUUAUUCCACUCUGGAGAGCGAUCUGAAGACACCUACAGGGCAGAUGGAGGAGUCCCGUGGUCGGACUGUGCCUGAGCGGCCUCUGCAGGCCCCAGAAAGGGCAAACGAUUCCAGCUGGUUGCCUGUAUAUGAAGAAGCAGAGGAAGCUGUGGAUUUCAUCAUGGCCUUUGUCAGCAGCCUUGACAAGGACACCCACAAGUUCACAUUUCUGAAGAGUGUCUACGUGCUGUGCAAAACCGCCUUGAAACGUGGCUUGACCCAGGGCCUGGAUUUAUUCUGCCAAACGUGCGAAGUGGUGGACAACAUCAAGGACAUCCUGGAAAAGGAGCCAAGGGACCAUGUGUCCUUACGGGUCCGGUAUCUCGCCAUGAUUACCAUCGAUGAAUUAAGCUUGGUGGAGAAUGUGCUGGAGGGCAAAACCAAGAGCCUCCUCUCUGCAUGUUUCUCAAGUGUCUUCUGGCUUCCCCCAGAAAGGGAAAUGCCACGCUCAGGCGCUUCCCUCUACAUCAAGACCCUGAAGGCCAUGGACACAAUGCUGAGGACACUGGUGCUCAGCUUUCCUGUCUCCAGUGUCAGCCAGGAGCUGCAGGACAUCUUUGAGAUGCUGCUGGACUUCACCAAGUCUGAGAGAGAAGUUGUGCAGGAGAGGGCUCUGGGGAGGAUCGGUGUCCUUACUUAUUUGAUGUCCAACUAUUCCAUUCUGAAGGCCUCUGUCAACUUUGGAAGAGACAGUUCUGGACGUGUCUGCCCUGAAGACAUCUCAAUCCCAAUCGUGGGAAAGCUGCUGGCACGUCUCAUUCUUUUCCGAUGUUCCAGUGAACAUACAAGCUAUACAGCCUUCCAUGCUCUUUUCUCCCUCGCUGAAUUCCUCUACAAGUCAAGGCCAAUUGACAGGUCAGACCAGCUCGUUUGGGAAGGUGUGACCACCUCCUCCUUAUGUUCCCUGAGCACCAAGGACUGUACCCAGGCCUUUGGAAGAUAUCUCCGCUCUAGCGAGAGGACAGACGUCAUCCUCGAGGCCAUUGGGGCGUUGAGAGAUGACAGCAUCCUUGACAAGGAGGUGCCCAGCAGCAUGCUGGAUGUGGCCAUGAGAGACCCAGACUCCUGGCUGAUGGAUGUGCCCAAGAUAGUCAGCUGCAUCCUUGAAACCCUGCCAUGCAUCACCACGGAGUCAGGCUGUAAGAAAGUGGAGUCACUGUUUCUCCUGAUGACCAAUGAGUAUGGCUCAGCAGUGCUCAUCAGCCUGUGUGAGAUGGCUUUUCAAGGAGACAGGGCCCCUGGAGACCCCCAGCAUGGGCUCUGCUCUGUGGGGCUGGUCCUGGCCACGGCGCUGUGGCUGAGGCAGCCCCUGGCUUCCAGCACUGUGCAGGAACUGUGCGACACUCUGUCCUCCAUGCCUGAGAUCUUGGACAAGGUCCUAACGGGAUUGGCUACCUUGCUCCGCAACCAGUGGUGCAACCCUCGCAGAGAAGGCACCUGCGCCUCUCGCAGAGCCGUGAGUUGCCAGGAAAGGCCCUGA